Macrosiphum euphorbiae (potato aphid) is the source of this 1725-nucleotide messenger RNA. NCBI's taxonomy places the organism in Eukaryota, Metazoa, Arthropoda, Insecta, Hemiptera, Aphididae. The record is from the annotation of a GenBank genome assembly.
AUGGAACAGAACUUUACUAUGCGGCCGUGCGCCACGGACUUUUCGGUGGCCGCCAUUCUGGCGCGACGCGACCAGGGUGCCGUGGCCGCGGCUGCUGCCGUAGCGGCGGCCGCUGCGAUGGCGGGAAAACGACCUACCGCAGCAACGGCGACGGCCACCGCAGACGAACAGUCGUCCUCGUCCUCGUUGUCCACACCAUCGCCGCCGGAUGAUGGUGACGACCGGGACCAACGCCGUCACCACAUGCAUCACCACCAUCACAACCACCACCGCCGUCGUCACCAUCAAACCGUUGCCGCCGCCGCCACUGACGACGACGAAGACGGAAAACCGCUGAGGAAAAGGCGCCUGAGCAGUGACACGAUGGGCACAGUCCGGUCGUCCCGAGCCUCGCCGGCCGACGAGAUUGUCAUAUCGUCGUCUACGUCAAGCCCGCCGCCGCAGUCGAUUGCGGCGACCACUGGCUCCUCGGAUCCUGUGCUCGAGGAACGGUGCAACUCGGAAGAGCUGCAGCACGUCAGCUGUCGGCUGGAGACCAAAGACCUGUGGGACAAGUUCAACGAGCUCGGCACUGAGAUGAUCAUCACGAAAACGGGCAGGAGGAUGUUCCCAACCGUCCGGGUGUCGUUCACGGGGUUGAGGACAGACCAACGGUACGCGGUGCUCAUGGACAUCGUACCGGUGGACAACAAGCGGUACCGUUAUGCGUACCACCGGUCUUCGUGGCUGGUGGCCGGCAAGGCGGACCCGCCUGCCCCACACAGGCUGUACACGCACCCUGACUCGCCGUUCACGGGAGAUCAGCUGCGCAAGCAGGUCGUGUCCUUCGAGAAGGUCAAACUCACCAAUAACGAGAUGGACAAGCAUGGACACUUGGUGUUGAACUCGAUGCACAAGUAUCAGCCGCGCAUACACCUGGUGAAGAGAAACAGCGAGUUGACAGCCGGACAUUCCGUCGUGGACUUGGAAGCCGAAGAGUACAAGACGUUCGUGUACCCGGAAACGACGUUCACGGCCGUCACCGCGUACCAGAACCAAUUGAUAACCAAAUUGAAAAUCGACAGCAAUCCUUUUGCCAAAGGUUUCCGGGAUUCGUCGAGGCUGACCGAAUUUGAAAGGGAAACGAUGGAGUCGAUGUUGAGCGAGCACCACAUGCUCAGAACACCAUUGUUGGACCCGGGCGGCGGUCUCAGCCAGCUGACGGCCGAAGAACGGGCUGUGCUGGCAGCCAGGUCUCAGCUGUUCCUGCGAGCGGCAGCGGCCGCGGCCGCCGUGAGUGGCCCUUACGGUCCGCUGUGCGGCAUAUACAACGCGGCCGCUGCGGCCGGCGGCCAACACCUGUGGAACCAGUGGGCAUCGAUGCAGAGCCCGGCUGGCCUUUACCAGCAGUUGGCCGCGGCCGGGGGCGGAGGUCCCACGGCCAUGGCGGCCGCCGCCGCUGCAGCUGCCGCAGCUCAGCAACAGCACCACCACCAUCAACAGCAGCAACAACAACAGCACCAUCACCAACAACAACAACAACAACACCACCAGAAUUUGUACCAACAACACCAGGCGGCGGCGGCUGCAGCGAACGGAUUCAGAUUUUCGCCGUACUUGGUGACGCCGCCGCAAAUGUCAGUGGUAGCGGCCGCGGCCAGAUCACCGUCGCCGUCCUCGCCCGACACGGCCUGUUCGUCGGACCGUUCACCUCACGGCGGCGGCCACCGGACGACGCCACAUUAA